AAAAAUGGCGACACCCAGAAAUCAGCUUGUUGCUGCUGGUUUUAUCAUUUUUCGAAGAUUACAAGCAGAAGUACAAUACCUCUUCCUACAAACAUCAUACGGUGAACACCAUUGGACACCUCCAAAAGGACAUGUUGAUCCAGGAGAGUCAGAGAUGGAGACUGCACUCAGAGAAACACACGAGGAAGCUGGCCUUUCAAAAGAACAAUUCACAAUAGUUGACAAUUUCAAAGAUGAGCUUUUAUAUGAAGUUAGGGGCAAGCCAAAGAGAGUUGUUUAUUGGAUUGCAGAACUAAAGAAUCCUGAGACACCUAUUAAACUUUCAGAUGAACAUAUAAAAUAUGACUGGGUAAACUAUGCCAAUGUAAAUAACUAUGCUCAAUGGGAUGAUAUGAAAUUAACAAUGAAACGAGUACAUCAAUUCAUUAAUGAAAAGCUAUUAGUGUCAAAUUAGCCUAAUUGACUUGCAUGUAAAUGUAUCAGAUCCCAGGACAAUAAAUAUUAAAUACUCAAGCAAUAGUCAUUCACCGCAAAAUUUCCAUUAACGUGGCUUAAAACCCCGUUUCAUGGAGACACUCGGUAAAAUUACGAUUUCUCUGCACCAUGAUGUCCAAUCAAGAUCAUUUGAGUACCUACAGUAUGUGUUCCUGAGAUGUCUGGUCAUCUGCUAAUGACAACGGUUAUCUACUGUAUGAAAGCUAUAUUGACGUAAUCUAUGACUGAAAUUGGGAUGACAAAAUUUGAGAAAACUUUUGCUUGUGAAAACUAUUUACAAAAGUUUUCCAGAGACUCAGUCUACUUGGCUAAGGUUUUA
This is a messenger RNA of Owenia fusiformis, 814 nucleotides long. The record is from the annotation of a GenBank genome assembly. Lineage: Eukaryota; Metazoa; Annelida; Polychaeta; Sabellida; Oweniidae.